AUGCCCCUCAUUCUCCCCGUGCCAUUCAACAACUGGAACGCGCUCGGGUGUGACGUCUCGGAGGCUCUGCUCCUAGACACAUCCAAAAAGCUUGUCAACCUUGGCCUUCGCGACCUGGGCUACAACUAUGUCGUCCUUGACGACUGCUGGUCCGGCGGCCGUGGUGAGGAUGGCUUCCAGUACGAGGACCGAACCAAGUUUCCGAGUGGCAUGAAGGCGGUCUCGGACGCCAUCCAUGACAUGGGCAUGCUCUUCGGCAUGUACGGCACCGCUGGUGAGAUGACCUGUGCCCGCUACCCGGGCUCUCUCGACUGGGAAGAGAAUGAUGCCAAGUCCUUCGCAGCCUGGGGCGUCGAUUAUCUGAAAUACGACAAUUGCUAUUCCAUGGGUCGCCACGGGUCCCCCAAGGUCUCCUUCGACCGUUUCGAUACGAUGCGCAAAGCUCUGAAUGCCACCGGCAGGCCGAUGAUCUACUCUCUGUGCAACUGGGGUGAGGACUACGUCUACUCUUGGGGCGUUUCCAUUGCCAACUCGUGGCGUAUGUCAGGCGACAUCUACGACUCGUUUUCUCGGCCCGACGUGCUUUGUAGCUGCGAGGACCCAAGCAAUCCGUUGUGCACAUCGUGGGGCACGCACUGUUCCGUGUUGAACAUUCUCAACAAGGUCGCCGCGUAUGCUGACCGCGCGCAACCUGGCGGCUGGAACGACCUCGAUAUGCUCGAGGUCGGGCAGGGUGGCAUGACGGAUGACGAGUACAAGGCGCACUUCACCAUGUGGGCGCUCGUAAAGAGCCCUCUGCUCAUUGGCACCGACCUGAGGAAGCUCUCUGCCUCAGCGCUGACGAUUCUGAACAACCCGGCCAUCAUCGCAGUGAGCCAGGACCCAGCGGCGAGGUCAGCUCUGCGCGUGGCCAUUGACUACGACGUCAAGAAGGACAAGUACGGCGUCGGCGAGACGCAGGUCUGGAGUGGGUGGUUGGCAAACGGCGACCAGGUCGUUGCGUUCUUGAACGCGGCGGACGAGGACCGUAAAAUGAAGAUCGAUCUUGAGGAGGUCUUCGUUAGGGAUGGUCCGGGGGGCUCGGCAGAACAGGUUCAGCAUGAGUGGCAGAUCUACGAUCUCUGGGCUAACCGCAUGUCCGAUGACGUUGCGGAGGGUCUUCUCGACGCCAGUGAGAAGAAGGAUGGAGACAAGGCGGCGAAGCUGUUCGACAAAACCAAGUGGUAUAAUUCGACUGAGCUGCCGUACAAGGAGGGUCUGCUCAAGGACGAUGAGCGGCUCUUCGGCAAGCAUGUUGGUUCAGUCAAGGCAAGGGGCGUCAUUGAGGCCAAGGUGCCGAGGCAUGGUGUUGUUGCCUAUAGAUUGAGGACCAAGGCUCCAGGGUUGAAGAGGUACUCCAUGACCAAGGAGGAGCUGUAG
Messenger RNA from Verticillium alfalfae VaMs.102, 1419 nucleotides. RefSeq names its product alpha-galactosidase. NCBI's taxonomy places the organism in Eukaryota, Fungi, Ascomycota, Sordariomycetes, Glomerellales, Plectosphaerellaceae. The record is from RefSeq and is a predicted model, not a curated record. The transcript is spliced from 2 exons. Gene Ontology annotation, molecular function: alpha-galactosidase activity. Gene Ontology annotation, biological process: carbohydrate metabolic process. The coding region runs from base 1 to 1419 and encodes 472 amino acids.